Messenger RNA from Aspergillus terreus NIH2624, 1617 nucleotides. Its product is annotated as S-adenosylmethionine-dependent methyltransferase superfamily domain-containing protein. Gene Ontology annotation, biological process: peptidyl-arginine methylation. Gene Ontology annotation, molecular function: protein-arginine N-methyltransferase activity. The coding region runs from base 1 to 1617 and encodes 538 amino acids. The transcript has 4 exons. The record is from RefSeq and is a predicted model, not a curated record. NCBI's taxonomy places the organism in Eukaryota, Fungi, Ascomycota, Eurotiomycetes, Eurotiales, Aspergillaceae. Gene Ontology annotation, cellular component: nucleus.
AUGGCUUCCCAACCUGCCUACCCUCCUCCAAAGGAGGACGAUGCUCACUCGACCGCCUCUGAAGAUUCCGAUGCCAGCAACGAGGAAGGCUGGGAGGAUGUUGAACCCGACGAUGAUACCCAGCCCAUCGUCGGCCUCUUCUCCGACGCGAUCUAUCCCGAUGUGAAUUCGAUGCUUCAAGAGAGCAAAGAGAAGUAUGGUUUCGACCUGCGGAAGAUCAAAAAAGAGCUCGACCUGGAUUUCCUGGAUACCAUCAAAUUGGUCAACUACAUCCGGUCUCAAGUCAAGGAAGGAAACAAGAACCCCGAUGUCUCCUCCAAGGACAACUUCGCCGACGAAGUGUACCUGAAACCCGUUCUUGAAGAUGAUGCUCUGCUUUACAGCCUCGAUGAUAUCGAUGACGAGGAACCAACUGCUGGCACGGAGGCGGAGCGCCGCGUGAUCGAGUUGCAGGAGGAUCUGGAGCGCCUCCAGACCCAGUUCUCCGAGUACAGAAUUGCAGUGCAAAAAUCCAUGGAGGAACAGCUCUCCAAGGAAGAUGAGAAGCUUGACGCUUCUGGCCCAUCUAAGAGGAGCCAGAACAAAGCAAACGAAGCCGAAUCCGAUUACUUUACCUCCUACUCCGGAAAUGGAAUUCACGAGACCAUGCUCAAAGACGCGAUUCGUACCGAUGCUUACCGGGACUUUAUCUACGAAAACAAGCAUCUAUUCAAGGACAAGGUUGUCUUGGAUGUCGGCUGUGGAACAGGCAUUCUCUCCAUGUUCUGCGCGAAAGCGGGCGCUCGCAAGGUCAUCUCGGUGGACAACUCUGGUAUCAUCAGCAAGGCCAAGGAAAUCAUCUACGACAAUGGAUUCGGAGACGUUAUCACGUGCAUCCGUGGUAAGAUCGAAGAGGUCACCCUACCCGUCGAUCAGGUGGAUAUCAUUGUGUCCGAAUGGAUGGGAUACUAUCUGCUCUUUGAGGCCAUGUUUGAUUCGGUCAUCUACGCCAGAGAUCGUUAUCUGGCUCCUGGAGGACUGAUGGUCCCCUCGCAUGCUACUCUCCGCAUUGCUCCUUUCGCCGACUCGGACUUCGUCGAUUCCCAUGUUACCUUCUGGGAGAAUGUUUAUGGUUUCAAGAUGACCAGCAUGCUGGAGGGCAUCUACGACGAAGGUCUUGUCCGGACGAUCCAACCAUCGUCUAUCGCCGGAGACUCCUCCGUCUUCCUGCCUCUUCCGCUCCAUACAAUUACCGUCGAUGAAUUGUCGUUCUUGAAGGAGUUCCAGGUCACUCUGAAGCAAGACAUCGAUGCUCUCGACGGAUUCGCUAUCUGGUUCGACAUCUUCUUCAUGCCCUCCAAGGACGCUCCGAUUGCCGAUGAUGCCUUGCCGUCAGACAUGCAGAAGAAGGGCAUUGUUGCCUUCACUACUGGCCCUUAUGGCACCGAGACACACUGGCAACAAGGUGUCGUCCUCAUCGACCAUGGAAAGAAGAGACCGGCUCCCUUGAAACAGGGCCAGACCAUCACCGGAAAAAUCGGAUACCAGAAGAAUGCCGAGCGGUCCCGUGGUUUGGAUGUCACCAUCGAUUGGGAGGUCCAAGGCGAGAAAGGUUCCCAAAAAUGGGUCGUACAAUAG